Phytophthora sojae is the source of this 2040-nucleotide messenger RNA. RefSeq lists its product as hypothetical. NCBI's taxonomy places the organism in Eukaryota, Oomycota, Peronosporomycetes, Peronosporales, Peronosporaceae. The record is from RefSeq and is a predicted model, not a curated record. The transcript is spliced from 2 exons. Bases 1 to 2040 code for a protein of 679 amino acids.
AUGACUUCAAGUGAUAAAGCCUUUUGGUCUUUCGACCGCAGACAGCCUCUCGCGAGAUCCGCCUCGGAGCCUCGCUCCUCUCGUGCUGCUGCACUGCGUGCCUCCGCACCUCCGCGAACGCCAGCGCCCGCGCGCACACCCUUGACGCCUUCCAGGCUCUCGGUGUCCGAGUACUUCGCGGCCCAACGCCUGAAGCGCGCAAGCCCCAGCUAUCCUCGAGCACCGACCCGUCAGAUCAUGGAUCUUAAGGAACUCUUUGGUGAAGAGGGCGAGGAGGACGAGUCCAUGGAGGGUUCUCCGAACCGAGGAGAUGCGUCCCCACUCACGCGACGCUCCCCGAGCCGCGGCGACGUUUCGCCCACACCGUCGACACGCCGUGAAGAAGGCUCGCCGGCCCCAGUUGGCUCUCCAAGCCGUCGCGAUCAAGAGCGCCCCGCGCGCACGUCUCCUGUGCGCUCUCCGAGCCGUCUCGCCACUGAGCGCACUGCGCCAUCGAGGGAGGAGCCGCGGCCACCGCUGCGCACUCCGAAUCCGUUCCCCGAACGCUCGUCUGGUCUCUACGAGCUGCGCGCGCUCACUGCGCCACGGUACUCACCGCCUCGUGGCAAGGACGUGCCCCUGGGACCCGUCAUCUCCAACCCCUUGGACGAGGCUCAGUCCGAGCAGGUCUCGGCGCAGGUGGCGCCCAUGCGCUCCCAGCGCCCUGAGCCGCGGCCCUUGCUGAAUCCCAGCGCUGCCGACUACGGCUUCCGGCCUCGCGAUCCCGCGGAGGCGUGUCGCCAGGCGUUCCUGCAGUCACUCGCAGUGCACGCUAUUAGGCCCGCGGCCCGUACUCCACAGGAGCUCGCUCUACGAACAUCUCUCCGAGAGCGACUCCUCACCCCACAGUCUACGACUAUCGCGGAGUAUCGCGAGCGCCGGCGGCUCCAAGCCAAGCAGAAGUCGGUGCCCGCCAUGCGGACAUACCCGGUGGUACUUAGCCCGGGGGAAGUCUCAAUUGAGUACGAAGCUCAGUUCGAGUCUUGGGCCGAGCGCAGCCGAAAGCUCAGCUCCAUGGAUGCUCUCCGAGCCAUCUUCAGUGAAGUGGGUGUUCGCAUUGAACGCAAGCUCCGCUUCGAUUUCGCGAAGCCGCAGGCCCAGUUUAGCGCUGCGCGCUUCGCUCCUUCGAGCACUCCAGCCGCUCCUUCCCGCGAGGGAGUGAGCGCUGUGGCUCAGGGCCAGCCUCGGAGCAAUGUGGCCGACCCAAUCGCUCCCCAGCUUAUUGCCGGGAAGCGCGGGACGACCGGCGUGUCUUCCUUGAGCCCUCGGAGCGCUGGUGAUCAAGCUGAUCAAAAGCGUCCACGACGUCUGGGCAGUCCUGGCGGAGGGGUACCUCAAACUCCCAUGAGUUCUCGGAGUGAGGGUACCCUCGCCAUUUCACCAGAUACUGGCUUUGACCCCGGCAUCGCCGCUUCGCCAGGAGGCGCUCCACAUGGUAAUGUAGAUUCCCAUGCUCAUCGAGCAGCGCCGGUGGAGGACGCGCCAAGCCGCCUCGCGACGUUCGACGAGUUGCACGAGACUCGGCAACAGGCGGAUCGCCUUCGGGACCGCGUCCACGACAUCGACGCGCGUCUGGCACGUUGUGCGACUGAUCUCGACAGGCUCGCUGAGCAGCUGGAGUGGCUUGGGGUGCCUUGGGAGGUCUGGGACCGACUUGGGACCUUGGAGAACGACUUCGUUCGCCUGAACGGGUGGAUGAACUACUUUCGUGACCGCGAAGAGCGACACGCUCGAGAGUUCGCGGAGCUACAGCGGCACCAGGCUGUGCUCCAGGGCCAGCUCGAAUUCCUGGUCCGCAUGCAGGCCUCGCCUGCUGCGCCUCCUGCGCUUGUGGCUCCUGCAGUGUCCGUGGCACUCCCGCCUGUGCCUGCGGUGCCCGCGUCGAUGGUCGCGUCUUCGACGCCGGUGACUGCGUCCUCGACGACCGCGACCUCCGCGCCUGUGACCUCAUCACCCUCGGUGCCUCCAUCUGCACCUGCAUCGGGUCCUGGUACGGCUUGA